Messenger RNA from Gordionus sp. m RMFG-2023, 1244 nucleotides. Its product is annotated as transcription factor MafG-like. The record is from RefSeq and is a predicted model, not a curated record. The transcript has 3 exons. Lineage: Eukaryota; Metazoa; Nematomorpha; Gordioida; Chordodea; Parachordodidae. Bases 88 to 498 code for a protein of 136 amino acids. Gene Ontology annotation, biological process: regulation of transcription by RNA polymerase II. Gene Ontology annotation, molecular function: RNA polymerase II cis-regulatory region sequence-specific DNA binding; DNA-binding transcription factor activity, RNA polymerase II-specific. Gene Ontology annotation, cellular component: nucleus.
CAGACAGGUACGGUUUUAGUAAUAGCUAUUUUAUCAAUGAUGAAAACUUUAUAAUCUAUCCCCUUUGACCUCAUUUGCAAACAAGUGAUGUCUCAAUUCCAAAGUUCGCAACAUCAUGCCAAAGACAAUAAACAUAGAAAAAAAGAGAUGGUUUCUCUGUAUGGCAUAUCCGAUGAACAUCUAGUCAACCUCCCGGUUAAAGAUUUAAACAGACUUUUAAAAGGGAUGUCUAAAAGCGAAAUGUUUAAGUUAAAACAGCGUAGGAGAACAUUGAAAAAUAGGGGAUAUGCGGCUAGCUGCCGCACAAAACGAGUCAGUGUUAAGGAAUCAUUGGAAGGUAACAAAACAGGCUUAGAAAAAGAAGUUGAACAAAUUAGACAACACAAUUCUAUUCUGAAAGAAGAAUUAAAGGCUAUUAAAAUGAAGUAUGUAACUUUGAAAAAAUUUUCACAAGAAAAUAAAGUUAUAUCUUUUGUCAAAGUGGAAAAGAAGCCUUAAUUUAUAUAUUAUGGCAAACCAUUUAGUUUAAAAAUUUGUAUUAAAUUAUAUUUUAUAAUAUUUAUUAUAAUAUUUAUUGACAAAUUUUUAAAAUAUUAUGCAUUAAAGAUGAAUCUCAUUUUUAUUUUAUAGAUAUAAUACAUUACUUUGUUAAAGACUAAUUUUAAAAGUAGCAAUUCACCCAAAUGAUAAGCCCCUUAAAAAGGAUAGAGUAAAAGUUGGCAUGACCCAAAAAACCCCACUCAUGGGCUGGGGAAAAAGAUUUUUAUAGCUGGUUAAAAUUGUUCAAAAUAUUUUACAAGUUGGCUGAAGCUUAUAUUGAGCAUUUUCCUUCAUUAAAAAUCAGUUUGAAAAUUAAAAUAAUUAGUAAAAUCUUAUUUUUUUUUAAAAAUGACUUUACCAAAAAAUGCUAAUGUUGUAAAUAUUAGAGGUUGGCAUGGACUGUCCAGUGUAAGGUUUGGAUAUUAAAACCUUUUUGGGAGCUUGGGCUGGACUGUAAGAGGUAUCCUAAAUAAUUAUUUUAAUUCAUAAUGUAAUGAAAAAGCAGAAAAAAAUUAUUAUGUUAUAAAGAAAGAGCAUUUUCAGUAGCUGAUGAUAGGGCCUUUGACUCAUUUAAAGCAUGAUAUCUUUAUAAUAUGUUCAUUAUAUCAUGUAUUUUUAUAUGAUCAUAAUUUUUGAAUACGAUUAUAUUAUAACUUUUUUAUUAUUUAAGCUGAAUAAAAUGUAUGUUUUGAAUUUAAAUAAAA